AUGCUUGGGGAGCCGACGACACUCCUCGACUUGAUGAUUACUUCCGCGGGCAGGGCGCUGUACGGACUAAGCACGUGGAGUUUUGGAAGUGGUUCGGGUGGUGGCGGCAACGGCGGCAGCGAUAGCCACGAGGCUGCACCGAAGCCAUCAGCGGGGUGGAACAGUAAGGACGGCAAGCCCACUCCGGCAGAGAGCUUCUCCUACCACGGUGCUAAUGGUCGUAUGAAGGCCGAUGACGUCGACAACAGGAGGGGAGACCAACAACAGCAGCAGCAGCAACAGCAGCAGCGAGGAAACAAAAGAGGUUCUUUCCGUAUGGAAAGGCCUGGCGUCGUCAGCACCAGCACCACCAGCAGUGCUACCACCGCAACUGCUGCCCGGAGAAAUUCCAUUCCUCGGCGCGGAAGGUUCUUCGUUGGUGCAAAUCAAGCUCAUACCCAGAGUCGAGACCAGCCGCCUGAGCGGUCUGCAGAGAUGGGCGAGGACGAAGAGAGAAGAAAGAGAAACAUGAGCAAUUCCACCACCACCAAUGUAGUUGACGACCUUGGACCAAGCGGAAGCAUCACCCAUGGAGCUUCAGGGCGCCGUCGGGGAAGUUGUAACGGUGGCAGAGGUGCUGGAGGGCACCAGAAACGGCAUCAGGAGUGGCUCGAUAAGUUUGGAGAGGAAAAGCGGAUGGAACGCCAAGAAGAGGAGGCUAAGGCGCAGCGUCGUGAAGCAGCCCGCCGACGCACGCGCGAUCUUUUGCUCGAGAGGGCAAAGCAACGCCUCCUGGCCGUCGCCGCUGCCGCUGCCGGUGUUUCUGGCGCUGGUUCAUCCGCAACCACCGGCCAUGACUUAUCAGCAGACGAAGGUGGUGACGGCGUGAAAAUCUCAACAGCGGCGAGGGAGGCAUCGCACCAAGCUCGGGGCGGGGCGGGGCAAGGUGUCCCGACGCCGACGGCAUCAUGCGAGGGGGGGGCAGGGGUAGCGGUAGCAGCGGCGGCGGCAAUGACGAUGGCCGCCAUGUCGGCGGGAGUUCCGCUUUAUGCCCAGGAGACCUGGGCGGCCCGACACAGCAAGGUGGAGCGAAAAGGGAACAAGGACGACGUCACGCCCGAAGAAAGAAAGAAGCUCGAAAAGGAGAGGUUCGAGCGCAUCGCAGCAACUCGGCGGCGGCAAAAAGAGCACCACAAGCGCUUCCUGGCCGCUCUCAAGGCCAAAAGGGUCCAAGAAGAGGAGGAUCGGCUUCUUCACGAGCGCAAGGAAGCCGAAAAGCGGUGUAACGUAAAGAUGUGGGCGGAACGAAGGCUCCAGAAGACGCAGAAAGCUGCCGGCGGUGGCGAUACUGAACACCUGUCUGCGGCAGCAGUAACGACAGCACCCGGGCACAACAAGUGGGUGGGCGGCCGCGGCAGUAGCGACGGCGGAGACGGGGCCAGAGAAGGGGUAGACGGGGAGGGAGCGGCGGCGACAGCUACCGAAGGUGUCGCCGGAAGUGGGUUGAACGCGAUACGAAGCGCUCACUCACGGAGCGAGAAUCAAGAAGGCGAAGGAGGAGACGCGCAAGCCUCAACCACCAUGGCUGGCACAAGCGCUGAAGAGCUUGAAAAGACAGCGAGGGCGGUGGAGGGUUUGGACAAGGAAGAGAGACGGCGGCGUUUCUUUGAGGUGAAAUUGGCCAGGGAGAAGGCGCAGCGGCACCUGGAGAGCCUCGUGAAGAAAAAGAAGGAGAAGGAGGACGAGGAGGAAAACGCCAAACGAAGGCAGACAAGAAGGAUGCGAAUCCUUCGAGACAAGGUCCUCUUCAUGGCCAAGGAGCUACGGCAGAGUGGCGAUCCCUCCAAGGCCGGACAAUGCCCAGAAACGGGGGCUGAAAGCGGCGAGGAAGAAAAGAGCGGCAACGGCAACACCGCCAGGGUGGCGGAGCCACCGAGGUUGACGGACGAGGAACUACAGACGAGCGUGGAGCGCCUGACUCAGCAGCGCAAGGGCGGGGGCGUGAUCACAGCGAGCGCCCGCGACUUCAACGACUGGAAGCGCAAGCACAAGGUUGCCCCCGAAACUAAGGUGUUCGUGAUGACGGGAUGGUACCCAUGCGUAAAGAAGGCCUUGAUCGAGAGGGGAUGGACGCAGAACCAUGACCGAGACUCUCCGUUCUUCGACCUCAAGUGGACCCUGCACAGCCAGGACAUCCGCACCACGGACAUAGAGCCGUGGCAACUCUGCAACCACUUUUUCAAGAACGUGGCCAUCACGACCAAGGCGGGCCUGCUCGGAAACCUUCGCAACCUCAAGUGGUUCGCCGACUGCGACUGCAGCGAGAUCCUGCCGAGGGGCUACGACCUCUCCAUCGACACCGACGUGCUGGGGUUUCUGGACGACUACUGUGCCACGGCCGCCGAGUCUCUCCUGAAGCACGUCUUCCUCAGGGCAAAGGGCCGCGUUGCGCUACGGCGUCUCGGCUCUUCUGCUGUCGGUUGUCCAAAAGCGGAGGCCAAAUCAUCUCCCUCGCGGGGCUGCGAUGGCGGCAUGGAUAGCGACGAAAAUGACGUGUACGACGACGAAGACGACGCGUUCGACGACAGCAGCGUCGACGACGAAAAAGAAGGAGAAGAAGCGGUCCCCAGGCCACCGCCACGAUCGGGAUCGUCGCCCUCUAUGGUUUCGCCCAAGACAGCUACGCCGACAGUCGUUUCCACCACCGGUGCAACAGCUCCGCCGUCGGUUUCAUCCGUCGAUGACCGCGUGACAGCUCGAAAUGCCGCCGCCGACCCGGGCGGUGCCAUGACAACACCGCCAGAAUCAUCACGAGGAGCAAAAUCAUUAGCAGCAGAGGGUGCUGUUUCACCCACGGAUGAUGGUGUGGUGGGAGGUACACAGACGGAAUCACGAGCGGCGUUCAAGCAGACGGCCGAUCUCGGUCCUGUCUCUGCUGCUGGUUCUGUUGUUGCUGCUAGUGCUGCAACGCCUGCUGUGGCUCCGAGCAAGCCGGUUGAGGUUGGAGCGGUUGGUACAGCGGAGGUAGGAACGCCGAUGACAGCACCGCCACCAUCAGCCCAAACAGGACCAUCAUCGCUGGUACCCGAAGAUUCGGAGCAGGGCCUUCGACAACAGCAUCAACAGCCUUCCGGGGUGCCCGUCCCACCCCCCGCGGUGCGCUCGUCGAAGACGACGACGACGACGACGGGAUCAUUGUCAUCGUCGAUGGUAGGAAAAGAAGCCGGACGAGAGAAUGAUGCUUCGACUGACCAGAAAGGCCGGGCUGCUCAGGCGACAGACGGUACUAUCGGGAAGGGCGACGGAAGUGACGGUGGCGGUGGCGCGAAGUUGCGAAGACAGAUGCCGCCGGUAUCCGCUCGAAGACGGCCAUGGGAGCCGGAAGGGGCAGGGAUCCAAGUCAACGCAGAGAUCAUCGGUGCCGCUCUGGCGGUCUGCCGAAGGAAACACGCUCGCGUAGGAGAAGGAGAAGGCGGGUUGGACUCCGGGGGACCAGCGGAGGCCCUGUGCAGCGAGCUGGAGUGGGAGCUGAUAGGGCUUGGCACAGGAGGGGGGGCGCCGCACCCGGAUAUGCCGGGGCUGUACAGGCCGCAUCCCCUCCCUUCCAGGCCUGCAACUCCACUAGAGGCUUUCAUUCAGACUCAGGCCGAGAAAGAAGCGUCCUCUAAAAGUGGCACCCGUGAGGGACGGCGAAAGCAAAAACAACAAGACGACCUCCGCGCGGCGUGUACGGAGAGAGUCCGGACGGUCGUCCCUUUGGGGGACGCCAUGCUCCAAGAGGUCGAAGCCGUGCUCGAGAGAGCGGCUAUGGCUUCGCGUUCGCAGUUCGACCUCAACGGGGACUUCUGCCAGAACAUGUGGAUUGUCAAGCCGGCGGCCAAGUCUCGAGGUCGGGGUAUCGAGUGUUUUACGGAGUUGGAUAGGCUUCUGAACUACACGGAAUCCAAGCAGCCCCAGGCCGUGUCCCAGUGGGUAGUACACAAGUACAUCGAGAACCCCUUGAUCAUCGCGCGGCGCAAGUUCGACAUGAGGCAGUGGGUGCUGGUAACAGACUGGAAUCCUCUGACGGUGUGGUUCUACGACCGCUGCUACGUUCGCUUUGGAGUCGAGGAGUACACGACGUCGGGCAGCAACAUCGGGAACAACUUCGUCCACCUCGUGAACAACAGUAUCUGCAAGAAGUCCGACAACUUCGGAAAGGUGUCGGUUGCCGACAACGGGAUUGAGGUGCACGAGCACAUGUGGUCAAACGAGGUGUUCACGGCUUAUGUGGACGAGGUGGCAGGGAAGGGCUGCUGGAGAAAGAGGAUGCAGCCAAGGAUGGAGCAGAUCGUCACGUGGAGCCUGCUCUGCGCCCAAGACCUGGUGGAACACCGCAAGAAAUCUUGGGAGCUCUACGGCUACGAUUUCAUGGUAGACGAUCAAUACAAGCCGUGGCUGAUAGAGAUAAACUCCAGCCCUGCCUGCGACUACAGCACCAAGGUGACCGAGCAGUACGUGCAGGCCGCCCUGACGGACCUUCUCAAGGUCACCAUAGACCUGCCCGCGUGGGAGGCAAACCAAAGGAACAAGAGCAGGAGCAGAGCGUCGCAGCCUCAAGCCUCGUCCGCUCCUUCGGCAUCGGACUCGCAGACUCAGGACCAACAGCAGCAGCAACCACGAGGGGAUGGGGUUGCGGUUGCGACAAAACUGGUCGCGGCCGACAGCGCAGCGGCCGUCGCUGAGAAGGAGAGGCACGAGGCCCCGACUUUCGUCGGCGGCACGACGUCGUCGGCAUCUGCAACACCGGCACCUGAAACCGACAGAGCAGUGAAUGCUUCGGUAACACCGGGUGGCGACAGCUGCGGGAGUAGCCGGGAAGAUAAUACCACUUCCGCAGGUUUGGGUGCGGAGGGUGACCCCGUUGCUGCUGAAAGAGAGGACGGGGGGGUGCAGGGGCGGAAAGGAGCCGCGGAAGGGAGAGGGGAUACCCCACCCGACACCGGGCUGUGGAGGCUUUUGUACAAGGGGAGCUUUGUUCCCUUCCCCGUCGCGUCGUUUGGAACGGACCUCGCGCUCAAGGGAACUCGCAUCGCACAUAGCAAGCGCACGCGAUCGUCGCCUCAUGCCGUGAAGCUGUAA
Ectocarpus siliculosus is the source of this 5100-nucleotide messenger RNA. NCBI's taxonomy places the organism in Eukaryota, Phaeophyceae, Ectocarpales, Ectocarpaceae. The record is from the annotation of a GenBank genome assembly.